GCUCUUUUCCCUUCUUUCUCAUCAUCGACAUCGAUCUUUCGCAAUUCUUUGUGUUUCCUUCGUCUUUUUUUUUCCUUCUGUUUUUCCUUUUUGUUUCUUGCAUGCUUUUCCGUUUUUCCCUUCUUGCAUCCCUUCCCUUCAACUUCAACCACACGUUCUUCGGUAACCUUUAAGGCCCCUACCCCUUCCGUCAAGAUGAAGUUCAACGUUGCUCAGGCCCUGGCGAUCCUCGCCGUCACCAACCCGGCCGUCGCCCUGCAGUCCACCGAUUACGCCGACAACCUCGCCAUCGUCGCCCGCGACAUCAACCCCGAGGCCGCCACCGCGUCGGCCUCCAUCGAGGAGGCCCCCGUCCUCGAGGCCCGCGACCCCCGCCGUGGUCGUAUCGGCGGUAGCCGUCCUGCCAAAGGUGGCGGUGGCGGUAGCGGUAGCCGCGUGGAAAUAGGGGCUCACGUUGCCGGGAGGAUUGGGUCCUCCACUCGCGACGCGGAGCAGAUGGCCGCCGCCAAGCGCGACCUUGAGGCCCGCGACCCCCGCCGUGGUCGUGUCGGCGGUAGCCGUCCUGCCAAAGGUGGCGGUGGCGGUAGCGGUAACCGCUUGGAAAAGGCGGCUAAC
Gaeumannomyces tritici R3-111a-1 is the source of this 615-nucleotide messenger RNA. RefSeq lists its product as hypothetical. The record is from RefSeq and is a predicted model, not a curated record. The transcript has a single exon. The annotation marks the transcript as partial. Lineage: Eukaryota; Fungi; Ascomycota; Sordariomycetes; Magnaporthales; Magnaporthaceae.